This is a messenger RNA of Pisolithus orientalis, 807 nucleotides long. RefSeq lists its product as uncharacterized. NCBI's taxonomy places the organism in Eukaryota, Fungi, Basidiomycota, Agaricomycetes, Boletales, Pisolithaceae. The transcript has 6 exons. Bases 128 to 757 code for a protein of 209 amino acids. The record is from RefSeq and is a predicted model, not a curated record.
GUUGAGCGUUCAACGCCACUCGAAUCCGCAGUACCUUGCCCUUCGUACUUCACCAUCGUCCACAACAGUCGUAGCACGCUUACCGCUCAAGACAUCCUAACACCUGUUUUCUCAUCUUCACAUCGCGAUGGCGCCGAGUUCUGUUCGUUCCUGGUGGCGUUCGCUGCGGCGUUCUCAACUUCCGAGUGACAAUGCUGUCGACCCUACACAAGCUUUAAAUUAUCGCUUAGAUCCUACUGAGGCCAAAAGGCAGAUUGAUCGCAUCCCUCGUUUUCGCAUUCUCGUCAUGGGCAGAGCAAAUGCGGGUAAAACAACUGUUUUACAGCGGGUCUGUAACACUACGGAUCAGCCUGAGAUCUUUGAUGGAACUGGAGAGAAGGUUGAUACUAGGGCGGUGCAGGGUUCAUUGGGGCGUGGCUACCAUAACAUUGAAGAUGAGCUAGUGUUUAAAAGUAACCCGCGCUAUGUGUUCCAUGAUUCAUGUGGAUUUGAGGCGGGGAGCGAGGCAGAGUUUGAUAAGAUGAAGAAGUUUGUUACAGAUCAAGCAAAGUCCACCAAACUGGAGAACAGACUGCAUGCAAUUUGGUAUUGCAUUCCUUUGAAUGAAAGCCAUAGGAUGGUCAUGGCUGCUGAAAGGAAGUUCUUUAAUGAGUGUGAUUCAGGACAUGUUCCUGUGAUUGUGCUACUAACAAAGGCAGACACCUUAAAUCUUGAUGCAGGUGCAGCAGCUUAUGAGAAGGGGGUUAACUGUAGAUGAUGCAAUGAAAGAGGCACCAGGGGUAGAAAAACAGCUGCAAAAGGGACUGC